Molecule: messenger RNA, 666 nt
Organism: Verticillium alfalfae VaMs.102
Lineage: Eukaryota; Fungi; Ascomycota; Sordariomycetes; Glomerellales; Plectosphaerellaceae
Exons: 3
Coding region: 1-666 (221 amino acids)
Biological process (GO): translational initiation
Cellular component (GO): eukaryotic translation initiation factor 2B complex
Molecular function (GO): translation initiation factor activity; guanyl-nucleotide exchange factor activity
Source: RefSeq, a predicted model, not a curated record
AUGGCGAUCGAAGACUCUGCACCAGUCGCUGCGAGCGAGCAGCAGCCGACGACGACAACGUCCCAGCCCACGGCCGAGACACAGAGCCUGCCCAUCCGAAGUCAAGAAAAGACAGCGAGCGGCGACUUUGACAUCGUCGCCGAGUACCACUCCCAUCUGCGCGACCACGAGUUCACCAAGCCUGUCGCCGCCAUCGAGGCCCUCGUCGCCCUGCUCGCCGCCAGCAGCUAUACAACCGUCUUUGAGACACUCGAGACGGUCAAGCGUCAUUCAGAAACCCUCCGCGCCUCGGUCAAGAACCCGGUGCCGCUCCAGGCCGGCACCGACCUCUUCCUGCAGUACCUCGUCUCCUCGCUUAAGCAGCAGGAGGCCAGACGGCAGCGCCCGGCGGCGGCACCACCCACCACCAGAGCUUCGAGGAUGUGCUCCGCCACCUCGUCCGCAACGGCCGCCUCUUCGCCGACCGCGCCAUCGCCGCCCAAGGACCUCGGCUACGACCAGACGGUGCUCGACUUUCAGACCGACCGCAAGAGCGACGUACCCGUUGAUGCCGUCGACUACACACCGCCCGAGUACAUCACGAACCUCGUCACCGAAAACGGUCCCAAGCUCCCCGGGUACGUGUUGGAGCAACUGCUCGAGAUUUACGGCGCUCUCAACGGUUGA